Messenger RNA from Aspergillus affinis, 399 nucleotides. RefSeq lists its product as uncharacterized. The transcript is spliced from 4 exons. NCBI's taxonomy places the organism in Eukaryota, Fungi, Ascomycota, Eurotiomycetes, Eurotiales, Aspergillaceae. The record is from RefSeq and is a predicted model, not a curated record. The coding region runs from base 1 to 399 and encodes 132 amino acids.
AUGUCUCUAUUCCGAUACAAUCACGCUCAACCUUCCAGUCUCAAGCCCAUCAUGAAAUCACUAACUCUUCCUACCAAUACCUUCGCCAAGCUGCACAAUUUAGCAGCCUGUAUCUCCGACCGACAAUACUCUGAAAUCGGCGGGACCCCAUUCAGCGUCAGUUACAACUGGGCUAAGAACUACGAGAUCCUGCCGGACAACACCAAGUGCGCGUGCGACUUUUACAAGCAGCGGAGCACCGGUAGCAAGCAAUGGGACACCUGCCCUGAUUGUAGCUUCGACGGAACUUAUUGUAACUCCGCGGACUGGCACAUUGGUGGCAAUGAGAUGACUUAUUACUGUGAGAAGUUGUGUCAUGCUCAGGGAGCUGAGGGAAACUAUAUUAAUAGAUGGAGUUGA